This is a messenger RNA of Ogataea philodendri, 636 nucleotides long. RefSeq lists its product as uncharacterized. The record is from RefSeq and is a predicted model, not a curated record. The transcript has a single exon. NCBI's taxonomy places the organism in Eukaryota, Fungi, Ascomycota, Pichiomycetes, Pichiales, Pichiaceae. Bases 1 to 636 code for a protein of 211 amino acids.
AUGGUCUUGGCAUCCUUCAUUCCAGCAAGGUGCUGGAUGGCUCCCGAAAUACCAACAGCAAUGUACAAAUCUGGUGCAACAACCUUACCGGUCUGUCCAACCUGCAGCGAGUUGUCGCAGAAGCCAGCGUCAACUGCAGCUCUGGAAGCUCCGAUGGCUGCGUUCAAUUUUUCGGCCAAUGGGUUGAUGAUCUUGUCGAACUCUUCUUUAUUCUUCAACCCACGGCCACCGGAAACAACAACCUUGGCCGAUCCCAGGUCUGGUCUCUCGCUCUUGACGAUCUCCUCAGACACAAACUCGGCUCCGUUUCCACCCUCGACAAACGAAACGUCCUCGACAGCAACGUCGCUUGCGCUUCCCAGCUCAACUGGAGCGAAAGCAGAGCUUCUCACAGAAACAAGCACUUGGCUGUCCUUGGACUUGACUGUAGCAAGAGCGUUACCGGCAUACGUUGGUCUCACAAAAGUGUCUGUGCUGACCACUUUGAUGAUGUCGGAAACAGGCUGCAAAUCAAGCAGAGCACCCACUCGAGGCAGAAAGUUCUUUCCAACGGCAGACGCAGCAACAACAAAGUUGGUGUACUCGGAGUCUUUCAACAAACUAGCCACUAAUGGAGACACUUGCUCCGGCAAGUAA